Molecule: messenger RNA, 1695 nt
Organism: Boeremia exigua
Lineage: Eukaryota; Fungi; Ascomycota; Dothideomycetes; Pleosporales; Didymellaceae
Product: amino acid permease-like protein
Exons: 8
Coding region: 1-1695 (564 amino acids)
Biological process (GO): transmembrane transport; amino acid transport
Cellular component (GO): membrane
Molecular function (GO): transmembrane transporter activity
Source: RefSeq, a predicted model, not a curated record
AUGGGUAGCAAGACAGAGUCCGAGACCGCCAAAUCGGCAAGGCAGUCUGUAAUCGGCUCAUCGACUCAACCGGCUGCCUCUCAGGACAAGAAAUCCGCUCAGCAAACUGGGAACAACAAUCAAAGCAUCAUGGCAACCAUUGCAGAUGACGAUGACCGUCUUCUUGUCCGAAUUGGAUACACACCAGUCCUGCAAAGACAUUUCUCACGAUGGUCGACAGUGUCAUACGCGAUUUCCAUUCUUGGAGUGCUUGGAUCCGUGCCAGCAACGUUCGGUGUCCCAAUGACCUCCGGAGGGCCUGCAACAUGUGUGUGGGCAUGGUUCAUUGGCAGCAUCAUGGCAUACUGCAUAGCCAGUUCAGUCGCCGAACUUGUAUCAGCGUAUCCAACGGCUGGUGGAAUGUACUAUGUAACAAAGCACGUGGUUCCUCCGGAGCACGUUGCUGCAUGGGCCUGGAUCAUCGGGUGGUGCAACUUCCUCGGUCAAGCAGCAGGUGUUGCGAGUCUGGCGUACACCAUUUCGCAGAUGAUCUUGGCAACGGCUGUCAUGCAUACAUUUGAGGGGGGCGAGGCUACGUUCACGCCGAAUGCGCACCAAACCGUACUCCUCGCGAUUUUCGUUCUCUGCCUGUUUGGCACCAUCUGCUCUUUCCCCACUGAAUGGCUGCACCGUAUCAUUCUAUGGUUUGCCCCCAUCAACAUCAUUGCAUCGAUUUGCAUCUGCAUUGCUCUUCUCGUUCUCACACCUAACAAGCAGAGCGCCUCAUGGGUCUUCACAACAGUCACCGACGGCUCUGGCUGGGGCAGCAGAGGCUUUUCGUUUCUGCUUGGUUUCCUAUCAGUUGCAUGGACCAUGACCGACUACGACGGCACCACGCACAUGUCAGAAGAGACGCACGAUGCAGCCAUUCGCGGCCCCGUCGCUAUUCGCGCUGCAAUUCUAAUCUCAGGCGUUACGGGCUGGAUGCUCACUGUCACGUUCUGCUUCUGCAUGUCAGACUACGAGGGCAUCAUGGCGACCCCCACCGGCCUGCCGGUCGCCCAGAUCUUCUUCAAUGCUGGCGGCAAGACCGGCGGGACUAUCAUGUGGUUCUUCGUCAUGCUCGUGCAGUUCUUCACUGGGUGUAGCGCCAUGCUGGCGAAUGCCAGGAUGGCGUGGGCCUUCUCGCGCGACGCCGCGUUCCCGUUCUCCAACUUCUGGUCCAAGGUGAACACUCGCACGCACACGCCGGUCAACGCCGUAUGGCUCGUCGUCGCCUUCUGCAGCUGCCUGGACCUCAUCGGGAUCGGCUCGACGCUGACCAUCACGGCCAUCUUCAACAUCACCGCGCCCGCCCUGGACAUCUCGUACAUUGCCGUCAUCAUCGCGCACCGCUGGUACGAAGACCGGGUCGUGUUCCACGCGGGCCCGUACACCAUGGGCCGGUGGAGCAAGCCCGUCAAUGCCGUGGCCGUGACCUGGGUCGUCUUCAUCAGCGCGGUGCUGUUCUUCCCAACGGUGAACCCCGUGACCGCGACGAACAUGAACUACGCCAUCUGCGUCGCGGCCUUCAUUGGGCUGUUCAGCACGCUGUGGUGGUAUGCGGGUGCGCGCAAGAGCUACACAGGGCCGCGCACCAGCGACACGAUUGGCGAGCUGCCGCCGGAAGAUAUUGAGGACGUGCUCAGCGACUAUGAUGAUCGUUUCACGCCUUGA